GGGGGUCAGGGAGAAACUAGGUUUCAGGGCUGGUCCUUCAAUAUCACCAACAGACAAAUCUGCUUAGAUUUUCAUUGUGAUGUCACAAAAGCAAUUGAAAAAUUUGUUUGGAACCUAAAAGAUUCAAGUUAUGAAAGGUUAGGGUUGGGGGGCAGCUUACUGACAAGCAAGGAUGAAUUUAAGGUACCAGAGAGGGUUUUGGAAUGCCAUUUCCAGGACACACUUCAAGAAGGUCUUAUGGACCUGAAUAAGAGGAUUAAAAUAUGCUCAAUCUACUAUUCCAAAGAUAUUACCAAUAAAAUUCUUGCCCUUUGGCCCCAGGAUGCUGUCCAACCUAUACCAAUGGUUCUGGAAGGAUGAGUUCUGGUUUCCUGCUGGAUACACAUGGACUGACAUGGAGGAUGCCAAUGGGGUCACAUACCCUCAUCCCAAAGACCUCCUGGCAACCAUUCCCUUAGCAUUCAUCUUAGUGAUUGUCCGAUAUAGCUUUGAGAGGACCAUUGGUAUACAUUUGAGCAGAAUCAUGGGUGUUCGUGACCACAUUAGAUUAAAGGCUGCCCCCAACCCCAAUCUGGAGUCCUUUUUUCAGACUCAGAGUUGGAAUCCCAAAGAGGCUCAGCUGAGUCUCCUGGUCAAUCAGUGUGGCCUUUCUGUGAGACAGGCUCAGUGCUGGUUUCACUAUCGAAGGAACCAAGAACAGCCAAAUUUGACAAAGUUCUGUGAAUCCAGUUGGCGAUUUUUAUUUUAUUUUUCUUCUUUCUUUGGUGGCCUCUUUACCCUCUACAAUGAGACAUGGUUUUGGGAACCCACAACAUGCUUUGAGGGAUACCUCAAUCAGCCUCUGAAGAUUGGUAUAUAUUGCUGGUACUUGCUGGAGAUGAGCUUCUACCACUCUUUGCUGCUCACUCUGCCCUUUGAUGUGAAGAGGAAGGACACCAUGGAACAUGUCAUCCACCACUUUGUCACCAUUACCUUGAUGUUCUUCUCCUAUUGUUGCAACUUUGUGCACAUUGGUGCCCUGACACUGUUGCUACAUGACAUAACUGACGUCUUAUUGGAGGCCAAUAAGAUGUUCCAUUAUGCACAGUGGGAAAACACAAGUGAAAUACUCUUCAUCAUCUUUUCUGUGGUGUUCAUUUUUAACCGGCUUAUUCUCUUUCCAACCAAAAUCAUCAAUACUACCUUGUAUCAUUACACAUUAAAGCCCUUCUUUGGAUAUUAUGUAAUGAUUACCUUCUUGAUAAUCCUGCAGGGUCUCCAUGUCUUCUGGUCCUAUUUCAUUCUCAGUAUGGUCUAUUCAUUUGUUGUGGAUGACGAGGUGAAGAAUGAUAUGAGGAGUGACUCAGAGGAACAAGACACAAGUGAUGAGCAGACCAAACCAGAAAGGGAAAGGAAAAAGAGCAUCCAAUAUAGUGAUGACACCAACUCUAGCAAUCUCCUUCGGACUCGAGGACAAUUGGUCCUAAAGAACUGACUACUGCGCCUGCUCCAGCAUUAUAACCUAGUAUAGCCUAAGGCCAUUGGAUGGCCCACUUGAGAGAGGAAACCUGGAUGAUGUAUCUUCUGAAAAUUACAUCAUUUUGAGAAA
Molecule: messenger RNA, 1588 nt
Organism: Monodelphis domestica (gray short-tailed opossum)
Lineage: Eukaryota; Metazoa; Chordata; Mammalia; Didelphimorphia; Didelphidae
Product: ceramide synthase 4-like
Biological process (GO): ceramide biosynthetic process
Cellular component (GO): membrane
Molecular function (GO): sphingosine N-acyltransferase activity; DNA binding
Source: RefSeq, a predicted model, not a curated record